AAAGGACAGACGGAAGCAACAAAUGGGAAGGAAACUGACAACGCUUGUGAAAUCCCAAACCGGAUUGGUAAGAACACAUCAUAAAUUAUGGAUCCCUCGAGCCGCCUCCGGCCUGUCACUGCGUGGUCUGUCUCCACGGCCCUGCCCGGCGCGGGCGACACUUGUCCAUGAGCGCGGGUCUCUCGGGCCUCAAAUGUCCCCGCCCGGCCCGGCCGCAGCGGUGGCCCAACUUAGGGCCGCGGGGGGCUCUGGGCGCUCAGCCGGGAGGGACGCGCCAGCUGCGGGGACGACCCCCCCAGCCAGCAGAGCACAGGCUCACCAUUGUUCCCGAAGACCCCCGCGGGAACACCCUGAGCUGGCCUGGGCGCUCCAGUCCGAGGCGCCAAGGCCGAAGAAGGGAAUGCGAAAGGCGCCGGGGCGGGCGGGUGGAGAGGGUGUGGGACGUGCCCGCCACCCCCCGGCGCGCAGGUCCCCCGGCCUUGGUGGGCGGUGUGGCGGGACCCCGGGCAGCGUGCGACAUCUGCGCGAGAGCGCGGGGGCGGGAGGGGACGUCGUCACACUCAGGACGCCCAUCUGGACCGACUUUCCUCCCGUGCCAGAAGCGAGGAGGGAGAAGUCAAGGUUAAACGCUGCGGCGGGGCUGCAGGCGGGCACUGGCGGGGGCGCACAAAGCCGCGGGCCCCUCCACUCGCGCCCAGCUCGGAGCACGCCGCCCCCAGCCCUCCAAGAGCCCCGCGCAGGCUACCGUGGCCCCACCUUGCCCUUUGUCUUUCCUCCGGAGCAGAUGUGCUGUGACCCCUGUAGCAUUCUGGCUGUCAAGAUUAAAGGAGCCUCCACUCUGUUUCGAAACUGCAACUCUUGCUCCCCAGACCUCAUCAACCCCACCUCUUAUUUUUGUUUUUGUUUUGUGUUUUUGGCCACAAGUCAACCACUCAUCAUAAGGUGGGCAAACCCCUCGGUCCACAUUUAAAUUUGUUUGUGUGACAAAUUGGCCUGCCGUUCCACCCUCUUAGCUACUGUAACCAGCACCAGAGAAACAAUGAAUUACGAGAUUAAAGUUACGGAAAAACGGCUCAU
Messenger RNA from Chlorocebus sabaeus (green monkey), 1077 nucleotides. Lineage: Eukaryota; Metazoa; Chordata; Mammalia; Primates; Cercopithecidae. The record is from RefSeq and is a predicted model, not a curated record.